ACGCAGAUCUUACCCUGACCGGUAUCUCAUUGAGGUUUCCCAUUAGGUGUGGCAAGCGGGAGACAUGAGCUGCUCAUCUCAAGCCAUGCUCUUGGUUGGAGUGGUCGCUUCAUACGAACACGAGUAAUUCAACGUAUGUCUACGGGGUCACUGGUGUAUAUAAAGGCAGAAGGGAGUAUGCUCACACACCAUGAUCAUUGAUCAUCAACAUUUAAGUAUCCUUGAGCACUUGCCUAUAUCGCCUGUUUGACUUGAUAACCAUUCAUCAUCUUUUUCUCCUUCAGUUAUGAUCUGCUCUACCUACUGUCUGGGCCUCCUCUCGCUGGUCACCGGGGCCGUAUCGUCUAUUCUCCCAUGGAAUCCCUCCCCCAGCUACCCGACAUAUCCGUCAUACCCAUCUGACCCGGAUACUUGCCAAAGCUGCCCAAAGCCCAAGCGCUGUUCCAGCAUUGGUUGGGACUGGGCUUAUUAUCCAAACCCCCUUACCAACAGUGGCGAGAACUAUCCCAACUUCAGGGCUGAUGUUUUCAAGGCCCAGACCCCGGCUUACACUGGUGAAACCCCUGUGAUCGGUCGGGCUUCAGCAUUCGGCACCACGAUCUACAAUUCCUCUACCACACUCAACAGUGCAUACUUUGUGCUCAAUCAACACGCUUACCUCUGGGCGUGCGAGGCUGGCACUUGGCAAUUCGACAUCUCUGGCGUGGACGACCUUGUGCUGGCCUGGGUUGGUGACCUGGCAUACUCUGGGUGGACGGACGACAACGCAAGUGGGCGGGCGGUCUGGACGUUUCAAGGCACUGCGUCGCACACUGGCUCUGCUAGCUUCACGGCUGAGCUUCCGGGAUCAUCUUUCGUACCUGUCCGUUUUCUCUUUGCUAAUGCGCAGGGGGGUGGUGCAUUCAAGGUCACGAUCACAAGCCCCAGCGGUGUCAUUAUCCACCAAACAGGAAGGGAUACAAACAAUGGUUGGCUUGUCAGAGACUGUGGGGUUAGAGCCCCGGGGUUCGCUAGCUUUGGGCAGGAAGAUUAAUGUAGUUAGAUUUA
Molecule: messenger RNA, 1047 nt
Organism: Xylaria bambusicola
Lineage: Eukaryota; Fungi; Ascomycota; Sordariomycetes; Xylariales; Xylariaceae
Exons: 1
Coding region: 287-1033 (248 amino acids)
Source: RefSeq, a predicted model, not a curated record